Adineta ricciae is the source of this 687-nucleotide messenger RNA. The record is from the annotation of a GenBank genome assembly. NCBI's taxonomy places the organism in Eukaryota, Metazoa, Rotifera, Eurotatoria, Adinetida, Adinetidae.
AUGAGUUUUCUCGGUAGUCUCGGUAAGAAGGCCGUUGAAAAGGCUUAUGACCUUGCAUCGAAGGUCGAAGGUGGUCGUGACUAUCUAACAACAGCAGCGAAUACUGUGAAUUCACUAGUGAAAGGCAAAGAUCCACGGGUUUUUUUAAAACCUGGAAAUGUCAUUCAAAUCCUUUCGCGAUCGUCAGGUCGAACACUUCAAAUCGUUGUUUCUAAAACUACAAAUGAAUUGAUUUGCGAUGCAAUCGGUGGUACUGGCUCGUAUUAUCCUAACGCUCAUUGGCUCGUUGUUUGUACACCGAACAAUCAUUACUAUUUUCACAAUAAUUACAACUAUCUCGCAGUUAAAAACGGCAAAAUUAUCAUCAUCCCAUCCACUGCGAAUGAGAAGGCACCAACUGAAGGAGAGUUUCGUGCUCAUAACGUGUUAGGCUCAGCACAAGCGAUCCAUCUCGAGUCUGUACAUAUGCCGGGUUAUUUUCUCAAUUUUGAUGAUGAUGGUGUGCCAUACGAAGAUGCCAAGUUAAAGGCAAAAGAACGCUUUGCUCAAUUCGAACUUCACCUCAUUGCUUACGGACCUGGCAUUCAUCCAGAAAAGGACGAUCCAACAAUUGAGAAAUCAGAGGAACUACCCCCACCAUCAUAUUGGGCAGCAGCCGCUUCAUCAAAUAACCCACCCUCAUCAUAA